This is a messenger RNA of Trichoplax adhaerens, 1692 nucleotides long. RefSeq lists its product as uncharacterized. The record is from RefSeq and is a predicted model, not a curated record. Gene Ontology annotation, biological process: mRNA splicing, via spliceosome. NCBI's taxonomy places the organism in Eukaryota, Metazoa, Placozoa, Uniplacotomia, Trichoplacea, Trichoplacidae. The transcript is spliced from 21 exons. The coding region runs from base 1 to 1692 and encodes 563 amino acids. Gene Ontology annotation, molecular function: protein binding; mRNA binding. Gene Ontology annotation, cellular component: catalytic step 2 spliceosome.
AUGGAUGAUAUUGUGAAUGCUUAUGAUAGCAGUAGCGACAGUAGUCAUGAUGGAGAAAGCUCAAUAACCACGAGCAAUGUCGACUUUCAAACUCUUAAAGAAAAAUUCAAUUUAAAUAGUACACCACAAAUUUUAAUUAAGGAAAGUGUAAAUAUUAGUCGAAAGAUCGAUAGCCACGCAAAAGAAGUCAGCUAUAAUCCUAAAUAUGAGGAACUGUUUCAACCGGAGGUUGGACCUCUAAAUCCUUUCAAAACCAAGCAGCAAGCGGCACCAAAAAAUACACUCUCAGGCUAUGUAGAAGAUAGUCAUUUCAAUGAUUUCCAGUUUGAAAAUCAAAGAAGGACAUUUUCUACCCACGGUUACGCGUUAGACCCUUCUGUUGGUAAUAGCAAUUCUUCUGGAAAUAACAUUAUCGGCGAUAUCGAUAUGGCCAGUCAAUUAGACGGAAGGACAGUUUUUGAAUCUGGUAAGAGAUUCGGAAUUGAGAAAAGAAAGCGUGGCGAACGAGGAGAUCCAUCGGAUAUUGAUUGUUAUAAAGGUCCUUGGGCAGGCUAUGUUGAUGAGAAUAAAAUUGCAAAACCUACAGAGGAAGAGCAGGCUGUACUUGAUGAUUGGAAAACAGUAACAAGCAAGAAAAAGAAGGAAGAGACUGUUGUCGAUGAAAGAAGCACACUUCACAUAAAAGAUGCAUUGGAUUAUCAAGGGCGAUCUUUCCUGCAUCCUCCUCAAGAUAUGGGAGUUAGACUCAACUCCGAAGAACCACCGGAAAAAUGCUUUUUACCGAAGAAGCAUAUUCAUACUUGGACUGGUCAUACAAAAGGCGUAUCUGCUAUUCGUUUAUUCCCACUUUCAGGUCAUCUGCUUCUGUCCUGUAGUAUGGACAGUAAAAUUAAGCUAUGGGAAGUAUACGGCAAUCGAAGAUGCAUUCGUACUUACCUAGGACAUGACAAAGCUGUUAGGGAUAUCUGCUUUAAUAAUGAUGGCACUGAAUUUUUAAGUGCAGCCUAUGAUCGUUAUAUAAAGCUAUGGGAUACAGAAACUGGUCAAUGUAAAGGCAAAUUUACUAACAAAAGGAUUCCUUACUGUGUCAAAUUUAAUCCGGAAGAGGAUAAACAACAUUUAUUCAUAGCUGGAUUAGCAGAUAAAAAAAUUGUUACGUGGGAUAUGAGAGCUAAUGAAAUUGUGCAAGAAUAUGAUAGGCAUCUUGGUGCUGUUAAUACCGUAACAUUUAUAGAUGACAAUAGACGAUUUGUGAGUACUUCAGACGACAAGAGUUUACGUGUCUGGGAAUGGGAUAUUCCAGUAGAUUCGAAAUAUAUUGCUGAUCCUUCCAUGCAUUCUGUACCAGCUGUAACUCUUUCACCUAAUCAAAAAUGGCUAGCUUGCCAAUCUAUGGAUAAUCAGAUACUGAUAUAUAACGCGCUAAGUAAGAUGAGAAUGAACCGAAAGAAAGUAUUUAAAGGUCACAUGGUUGCUGGAUAUGCAUGCCAAGUUAAUUUUUCACCAGAUGGAAGUUACGUGAUAUCUGGAGACGCAGACGGCAAGUUAUUCAUUUGGGAUUGGAAAUCAACGAAAGUAUAUAGUAAAUUUAAGGCUCAUGAUCAAGUAUGUAUCGGAUGCUGUUGGCUACCUCAUGAAACAUCGAAAGUGAUUACAUGUGGUUGGGAUGGAUUAAUAAAGUUAUGGGAUUAG